GAAGAAAUGUUGUCUAUUUGGUGAUGAGACGUGGUGAAAACUGACCUUAUACUGGUAUACAGCACUAUGGGACCUGACAUUUUCACUUCCUGGGCAGCCAGCCUCCACUGAUAAUGUUGGGAAGCCAUCUGGUCUACUGCAAAACACUAAUCUGAUCUCGGAAGUGGCUGAUUGUGGCAGGAUGUGUCGACAAUGAUGAUGGCAAGAAAGCAGGAUGUCCGCAUUCCCACCUACAACAUCAGUGUGGUGGGAUUGUCUGGGACAGAGAAGGAGAAGGGCCAGUGUGGCAUUGGGAAGUCUUGUUUGUGCAACCGCUUUGUGCGCCCGAGUGCUGAUGAGUUUCAUUUGGACCAUACCUCUGUCCUCAGCACCAGUGACUUUGGUGGGCGAGUGGUCAAUAAUGACCACUUUCUUUACUGGGGAGAAGUUAGCCGCUCCCUGGAGGACUGUGUGGAAUGUAAGAUGCACAUUGUGGAGCAGACUGAAUUUAUCGAUGAUCAGACUUUUCAGCCUCAUCGAAGCACGGCCCUACAGCCCUAUAUUAAGAGAGCUGCUGCAACCAAGCUGGCAUCAGCUGAAAAACUCAUGUACUUUUGCACUGACCAGCUGGGGCUGGAGCAGGACUUUGAGCAAAAACAAAUGCCAGACGGAAAGCUGCUGAUUGAUGGUUUUCUUCUUGGUAUUGAUGUUAGCAGGGGCAUGAAUAGGAAUUUUGAUGACCAGCUCAAGUUUGUCUCCAAUCUCUACAAUCAGCUUGCAAAAACAAAAAAGCCCAUAGUGGUGGUCCUGACCAAGUGUGACGAAGGUGUUGAGCGGUACAUUAGAGAUGCACAUACUUUUGCCUUAAGCAAAAAGAACCUCCAGGUUGUGGAGACCUCAGCAAGAUCCAAUGUAAAUGUGGACUUAGCUUUUAGCACCUUAGUGCAACUCAUUGAUAAAAGUCGGGGAAAGACAAAAAUCAUUCCUUAUUUUGAGGCUCUAAAGCAGCAGAGUCAGCAGAUAGCUACAGCAAAGGACAAAUAUGAGUGGCUGGUGAGUCGCAUUGUGAAAAACCACAAUGAGAAUUGGCAGAGUGUCAGCCGAAAGAUGCAGGCCUCUCCAGAGUACCAGGACUAUAUCUACUUGGAAGGGACUCAGAAAGCCAAGAAGCUAUUUCUACAGCACAUCCACCGCCUCAAGCACGAGCAUAUUGAGCGCAGGAGAAAGCUGUAUCUGGCAGCCCUGCCAUUAGCUUUCGAAGCUCUCAUAUCUAAUCUAGAUGAAAUUGACCACCUAAGCUGCAUAAAAGCCAAAAAGCUCUUAGAAACCAAGCCAGAAUUCUUGAAGUGGUUUGUUGUGCUUGAAGAGACACCAUGGGAUGCCACCAGCCACAUUGACAACAUGGAAAACGAACGGAUUCCCUUUGACUUAAUGGACACCGUCCCUGCAGAGCAGCUGUACGAGGCCCACUUAGAGAAGCUGAGGAACGAGAGGAAAAGAGCUGAGAUGAGAAGGGCAUUUAAAGAAAACCUGGAGACCUCUCCUUUCAUAACUCCUGGAAAGCCUUGGGAAGAAGCCCGUAGUUUUAUUAUGAAUGAAGAAUUCUACCAGUGGCUGGAAGAAUCUGUAUACAUGGAUAUUUAUGGCAAACACCAAAAGCAAAUUAUAGACAAAGCAAAAGAAGAGUUUCAGGAGUUGCUUUUGGAAUAUUCAGAAUUGUUUUAUGAGCUGGAACUGGAUGCUAAGCCCAGCAAGGAGAAGAUGGGUGUCAUUCAGGAUGUUCUGGGGGAGGAACAGCGAUUUAAAGCAUUACAAAAGCUCCAAGCAGAGCGUGAUGCCCUUAUUCUGAAGCACAUUCAUUUUGUGUACCACCCAACAAAGGAGACAUGCCCCAGCUGCCCAGCUUGUGUGGAUGCUAAGAUUGAGCACUUGGUUAGUUCUCGGUUUAUCCGACCGUCUGACCGGAAUCAGAAAAAUUCACUCUCUGACCCCAACAUUGAUAGAAUCAACUUGGUUAUCUUGGGCAAAGAUGGCCUUGCCCGAGAGUUGGCCAAUGAGAUUCGAGCUCUUUGUACAAAUGAUGACAAGUAUGUGAUAGAUGGUAAAAUGUAUGAGCUUUCCCUGAGGCCAAUAGAAGGGAAUGUCAGGCUUCCUGUGAACUCUUUCCAGACGCCAACAUUUCAGCCCCAUGGCUGUCUCUGCCUUUACAAUUCAAAGGAAUCGUUAUCCUAUGUAGUGGAGAGUAUAGAGAAAAGUAGAGAGUCCACACUUGGCAGGCGAGAAAAUCAUUUAGUCCAUCUCCCCCUGACAUUAAUUUUGGUUAACAAGAGAGGAGACACCAGUGGAGAGACCCUGCACAGCUUAAUACAGCAAGGUCAGCAAAUUGCCAGCAAGCUUCAGUGUGUCUUUCUUGACCCUGCUUCUGCUGGCAUUGGUUAUGGACGCAACAUUAAUGAAAAGCAAAUUAGUCAAGUUUUGAAGGGACUCCUGGACUCUAAGCGUAACUUAAACCUGGUCAGUUCUACUGCUAGCAUUAAAGAUUUGGCUGAUGUUGAUCUGCGAAUUGUUAUGUGUCUUAUGUGUGGAGAUCCUUUUAGUGCAGAUGACAUACUCUUUCCUGUCCUUCAGUCCCAAACCUGUAAGUCUUCUCAUUGUGGAAGCAACAACUCUGUUUUACUUGAACUACCAAUCGGACUACACAAGAAGCGCAUUGAACUGUCUAUUCUUUCAUACCAUUCCUCGUUUAGCAUCAGAAAGAGCCGGUUGGUUCAUGGGUACAUUGUUUUUUAUUCAGCAAAACGUAAGGCCUCCUUGGCUAUGUUACGUGCCUUUCUUAGUGAAGUGCAGGAUAUUAUCCCCGUUCAACUUGUAGCACUCACUGAUGGCGCUAUAGACGUCCUCGACAAUGACUUAAGUCGGGAACAGCUAACUGAGGGGGAGGAGAUUGCUCAAGAUAUUGAUGGAAGGUUCACAAGCAUCCCCUGUAGCCAACCCCAGCAUAAACUUGAGAUCUUUCACCCAUUUUUUAAAGAUGUGGUGGAGAAAAAGAACAUAAUCGAGGCUACUCAUAUGUACGAUAAUGCUGCCGAGGCGUGUAGUACGACAGAAGAGGUGUUUAACUCCCCCCGGGCAGGAUCUCCACUCUGCAACUCAAACCUGCAGGAUUCGGAAGAGGAUGUUGAGCCCCCAUCUUACAGCCUGUUCCGAGAAGACACAUCACUGCCCUCUCUGUCCAAAGACCAUUCUAAGCUCUCUAUGGAACUGGAGGGAAAUGAUGGGUUGUCUUUCAUCAUGAGCAAUUUUGAGAGUAAACUGAACAACAAAGUACCUCCACCAGUCAAACCAAAGCCUCCUGUCCAUUUUGAAAUUACAAAGGGGGAUCUAUCUUAUUUAGAUCAAGGCCAUAGGGAUGGGCAGAGAAAGUCUGUGUCUUCUAGUCCCUGGCUGCCUCAGGAUGGGUUUGAUCCUUCUGACUAUGCUGAACCCAUGGAUGCUGUGGUCAAGCCAAGGAAUGAAGAAGAAAACAUAUACUCUGUGCCCCAUGAUAGCACCCAAGGCAAAAUCAUUACCAUUCGGAAUAUCAACAAAGCCCAGUCCAAUGGCAGUGGGAAUGGAUCUGACAGUGAAAUGGAUACCAGCUCUUUAGAGCGAGGCCGCAAAGUGUCCAUUGUGAGCAAGCCAGUGCUGUACAGGACGAGAUGCACCCGGCUGGGGAGAUUUGCUAGUUACCGAACCAGCUUCAGCGUGGGGAGCGAUGAUGAGCUGGGGCCCAUCAGGAAGAAAGAGGAGGAUCAGGCAUCCCAGGGUUAUAAAGGGGACAAUGCUGUCAUUCCAUAUGAAACAGACGAAGACCCAAGGAGGAGGAAUAUUCUUCGCAGUCUGAGGAGGAACACUAAGAAACCGAAACCCAAACCCCGGCCAUCCAUCACAAAGGCAACCUGGGAGAGUAACUAUUUUGGAGUGCCCUUAACAACCGUCGUGACUCCAGAGAAGCCAAUCCCCAUUUUUAUUGAAAGAUGUAUUGAGUACAUUGAAGCCACAGGAUUGAGCACAGAAGGCAUCUACCGUGUCAGCGGGAACAAGUCGGAGAUGGAGAGUCUGCAGAGACAGUUUGAUCAAGAUCAUAACCUGGACUUGGCAGAGAAAGACUUUACAGUGAACACUGUGGCCGGUGCCAUGAAGAGCUUUUUCUCAGAACUGCCAGACCCCCUGGUUCCAUACAGCAUGCAGAUUGAUUUGGUGGAAGCGCACAAAAUCAACGACCGGGAGCAGAAGUUACAUGCCCUUAAGGAGGUAUUAAAGAAAUUUCCAAAGGAAAACCAUGAAGUCUUCAAAUAUGUCAUCUCUCACCUAAACAAAGUCAGCCACAACAACAAGGUGAAUCUCAUGACCAGCGAGAACCUCUCCAUCUGCUUCUGGCCCACCUUGAUGAGACCCGAUUUUAGCACCAUGGAUGCGCUCACGGCCACACGCACCUACCAGACAAUCAUUGAACUCUUCAUCCAGCAGUGCCCCUUCUUCUUCUACAAUCGUCCCAUCAGUGAGCCUCCUGGCGCCGUGCCCAGCUCCCCCUCGACCGUGGCUUCCACUGUCCCCUUCCUCACCUCCACACCUGUCACAAGUCAGCCAUCACCGCCCCAGUCCCCUCCACCCACCCCUCAGUCCCCAAUGCAGCCACUGCUUCCCUCCCAGCUUCAAGCCGAACACACGCUGUGAGCCACCAAGGCCUGGGGCGAAAGGAGAACUGGUCGCUAUUUGACUAGGUGGCAUUUGGCCUUGAACAAAACCAAGUCCACUGGGGCAGAGGCAGGGGAGUGUCCCUCUCCCCUACCACCUUCUCAAGACCUCAGCAGUGGCACCAGCCAGUGGUUUACCCCAGGCUUAGCUGUCAGGCCCUGAGCCCAGCACUACAGACCUGGGGCUACCUGUAGGCCGCAGCCGUGAGGCCCUGCCCUUUGACUUGGACCCCUUUAAGGACUGAACUAGUCAGGCAGCAGCCCAGUCCCCGCCACACGUUCCCUGCUCCCUGGACCACUUCCCCCUCCUGCCCGCCUGUCUACGCACACCAGCCUCAGGGCGCCUGCCCCCUGCUUGUACAGAGCCCAUUAUUGAGACAGUGCCCUAGCCUUUGCUAGGGGAGAAGGAUGUUCUGAGAUUCAGGCCUGCCCUGGGGCAGGCUGGCAACCCCUGAAGAGAACACAUCCCGUCCAUUUUAUCCACCUUCCAUAUCUGCACACACACACCUGGAUUGUGGACAGGGGCACAAGGACAGCCUGGCUAGCAAUCUCGGGAACACAUAGGCCAUGGCUCUGCCACCCCAGGGCACAUCCAUGCUGAGGCCGUUUGCCUGGCAGAUCAGAACGUCGGGAGGAUAGCUUUGUGCUCAGAUCGAGAGCGCAACCUCUCCACCCCACUCCUCCCACUUCACGGGCUGCCGGAUACAUUCCCUUUAAAACAAAGGAACACUGGAAGAAAAAUGGAAAAAUCCCUCCAAAAAUUAAGAGAAAAA
Galeopterus variegatus (Sunda flying lemur) is the source of this 5488-nucleotide messenger RNA. It is a transcript of the gene ARHGAP35, whose product is annotated as Rho GTPase activating protein 35. Gene Ontology annotation, molecular function: GTP binding; GTPase activity. NCBI's taxonomy places the organism in Eukaryota, Metazoa, Chordata, Mammalia, Dermoptera, Cynocephalidae. The record is from RefSeq and is a predicted model, not a curated record. Bases 193 to 4695 code for a protein of 1500 amino acids. The transcript has 6 exons. Gene Ontology annotation, biological process: signal transduction.